AUGUCAGGCGCCAUUCCGCUGGUUCAAGAGGGAGCCUUGCCCUUGAUUGCCAACAGAUCACCUUAUCCUACUGAUGUCGCCUCGUACAUCUCCCGUUUAAUCAGACACUCGGCGACUGGCGUGGCAUCCUUUGUCACGGCAGCCAUCAGUACGACAGAUAACUCGCCGCCCACAUAUCUUUCCAAGAGUGUUGUUUCCAGAGAAGCCGCCCCAGCCGACGACUUCGAGUCCUGGCUAAUAUCACAAAGAGAUUUUGCUUUUAAGGGAAUUCUUUCUAGCAUUGGCGGAUACCAUAAUUCAACCGAUCUUGCUGGCGUUGCCAAGGGCGCAAUAAUAGCUUCCCCAUCCAGAUCGCAUCCAGACUACUUCUAUCAAUGGACCAGGGAUUCAGCAGUUACCAUUGGCACCCUUAUUGACUAUCUGGAUGAUACUGGAUUCGACGAUGCAAAGUACAAUAUUCCUGAAAUUAUUGAGGCUUAUAUCGUCAACUCCAAGAAGCUGCAGCGGCUUUCUAACCCAUCAGGCACUUUUGAGAGCCUGGAGGGACUAGGAGAGCCCAAAUUUGCGGUCAACUCUACAGAAUUCUCCGGUCCAUGGGGGAGACCCCAAAGAGACGGGCCCGCGCUGAGAGCAAGCACGGUGAUCAGCUACCUGAAUAUUCUCCGGAAGUACAACAAGGAGCUUGUUCUCAAGGAUGAGCUUAUCGAUGAGGAGUCAAUCUACCUCGAGGUCGUCAAGCCGGACCUUUCGUACGUGAUCCGCAACUGGUACAAAAAGGGAUUUGAUCUUUGGGAAGAGGUUAAUUCUGUGCAUCUGUUCACCAGUCUCACACAGCUGAAAGCCCUGAAAAUGGGUUUUCAGGAGGCUCUGCGAUUCGAAGAUAAGACCUUCUACGGGAACCUGACGUCCUCGUAUGCCGCGCUGAGAUACUUCAUUUUAAUAGAUUCAGGCUUCAGACUCAACUCAAUUCCGUACCUGAUCGAGACUCCAGAGCUGCUAGCUACCGGUGAGAGAACUGGAAUUGAUGCUGGCACUAUAAUUGGAAUCAUUAGGACGCAUACUUUCAACGUUGACACGCAAGAUGACGUAGAAAUUCCGUUCAACGUGGACGAUCCUGCCUCACUCAACACCCUUGUUGCUCUGGCCAAUGACAUGAAAUACCGCUACCCCAUCAACCAUCACAGACUGAACUUGAGCUCUGCGUUCGCGCUGGGCAGAUACCCUGAGGACAUCUACAACGGAGUUGACACUAGUGAAGGGAACCCGUGGUUCAUUGCGACCGCUUCUGCCGCCGAACUGAUAUACAAAUACAUCUACAGCCAUUACAGAUACGAGAAAGAUCUGGUUAUUCCUAUUGAACUGAGACAACUGUUCGAGAGCAUAACAGAUCUCAAGAUACGCAACCAGACAGUCCUGCCUUUUGGCUCGAAAGCGUUUGCCGACACAGUGGGAGCGCUGAAAAGAUAUGCAGACGCAUACCUAGCUAUUAUCAAAGAGCACGCGGCCAGAGACGGACACAUGAGCGAGCAGUUCAACAGAUACACCGGGUUCAUGGUGGGGGCCAGGGACCUGACCUGGAGUUACAGCUCUUUCUGGAGUGCAUGUAGAUGGCGGGCAAAGGUGGCCAGCAUAAUUCACGCUCAGCGGUGACCGGCACGUGAUGCCAGUAACAUAGACAACAUGUCAUUUUCCCGAGUUACGAUCGUCAUGCUGAUGAAUGUGCUCUUAAUAUAAUUAUCGUAUGCAAUUUAAACGGCUAUUAUUUCACUGCUGCGGCGAAUGCGACUUCUUCUGGUAGCGUGAAAGAGACACAAAACAUGGGUUUGGUUGGGGCCACUAGUCUGACGUAGUGGAAGGAGAGGUUUUCAAAAGAAAUCUCAAAUUUCAGAAGGUCCACUAAUUUGCGGUGGAUUCUAUGCUGCAAUUCUUGCUCAGUCGGCUCUGGAUUUUCGGUCGGUGCAAACUUCUCAAAAUGGUGGACGUGGAUGACCGGCAAUCUGUAUCCUGGCAGGUCUUUCACUUCGCUGCGCGUCAAUUCUGGAAAAGCAUUAGAAAAAAGACCCACGAAUGCAUCUACAAAUGUUAUGGCAGAGUCCGGCAGAUUCAUCACAUAGUGUGAGAAGAAGCGUGGUAUUUCGACCUUGGUGACCUUGUGUUUCUUUGUUCCGCGUGCAUUUGGCUUGAACACUUCAAUAUCCUUGUGGUUUUCUGCAUAAUCCGCAAGCACUUUGGGAGAGCUUUUGAUAAAAUCUCUUCCAUCCUCAUUGAAACAGUUGACAAAGCUGUCGACCUUAUUAAUUUUCACAUUCUGCUUGAGGUACUUGUAGCUUUCUGGGUUCAAGUCGUUGGCAAAGACGAUGCACUGCUUUUUACCAGCGGGCACCGCAAAAGGCCCCACACCGGCCAUGACGUCGCAAAUAGCUUCUCCCGGGCUGAAGAUUUUCACUAACCGUCCGUGCUCCGUGGAAAGCCGAGAGUUCCAGUACACUUUGGAGAAAUCAAACGUGAAAACACAAUCACUUUCUCUUUGUUCCACCAGCAAAUUGUCCUCCCCUGCAAUGACCUUCAUUUUAAAUGUCCGAAAAAUGCUAUCAAUCGUGUCUUGUUUGUCCACCACAGUCUUGAUGUAUGGAUUUUUGUCCAAAAUCACCUGUCCUAUGAGGCUGUCGUAAGGCUUGUAUUCAUCCUUCAGAUUCACAUGAGCGACAUGACCCGUCUUGGUAAAUGAGGUCGGCACCUCAUGCAAAAGGUUUUCUGGAAGAGUGCUCUGGAGUAUUUCCUCUGCUUUCCAGAAAUCGUAGUCGAGCGUAAAUCUGUGUUUGAAAAACUUCCCAUCGCAAUCUUGUAUAUACUUGCGUGCCUCGGGCGAAAGGUAUUUUUCUAUGUCUUCUAGCGAGUGGACUUUAUGAUUAAGUGCAACAGCCUUGUAAUCUGGAUUUUUGGGAU
This is a messenger RNA of Ogataea polymorpha, 2946 nucleotides long. RefSeq lists its product as uncharacterized. The record is from RefSeq and is a predicted model, not a curated record. Gene Ontology annotation, cellular component: fungal-type vacuole. The transcript has a single exon. Gene Ontology annotation, biological process: polysaccharide metabolic process. Lineage: Eukaryota; Fungi; Ascomycota; Pichiomycetes; Pichiales; Pichiaceae. Gene Ontology annotation, molecular function: glucan 1,4-alpha-glucosidase activity. Bases 1 to 1650 code for a protein of 549 amino acids.